This is a messenger RNA of Botrytis fragariae, 633 nucleotides long. RefSeq names its product putative mitochondrial f1f0-atp synthase g protein. The transcript is spliced from 3 exons. The coding region runs from base 1 to 633 and encodes 210 amino acids. The record is from RefSeq and is a predicted model, not a curated record. Gene Ontology annotation, biological process: proton motive force-driven ATP synthesis. NCBI's taxonomy places the organism in Eukaryota, Fungi, Ascomycota, Leotiomycetes, Helotiales, Sclerotiniaceae. Gene Ontology annotation, molecular function: proton transmembrane transporter activity.
AUGUCAUUACAUAUCUCCCGCACCGUGCUGCGGCAAUCUAUGAAGGCUCCUGGAAGGGCAGCACGAAGAUUUGAAUCUACCUCCACUAAGGCCACCGAAGCAGCCAAAGAUACCGCCGCAAAGGCAUCAGAGAAAGCAUCAGAUUUCCAGUCGAAAGCCAGCGAAGGUCUUUCUCGUGUCACUUCGUCCGCAGGACCUGCUAUCUCGGGUGCUGCCAAAAACCUUGGAAAUGCCUUAGGGAAAAUUGGAGGAAGAACCGGAAGAUUGAUUGCCUUCAUUGAGCGACAAAUCCCACCAACCGUCUACUAUGCUCGUGUUGGAUUAGAGCUCUCCAAAUUAGUUAUUCAAGGUCAAAAGAUGGCACCUCCACCAGCCUCAACAUUUCAAUCAUACUUCCAAAAGAUCGUAAAGGGUGUUAAAUCCGGAAACCCAAGCUCUGCUUUCAAUUCAGCAGCAAACUCCAACAAAGCAACACCUACUGGUUUGCUCGAACAGAUCCGAAAUAUCAGCACAGCUCAGAUGGUCUCGGGUGGUGUUAUAGUUGCUGAGGUUUUGGGAUUCUUCACAGUUGGUGAGAUGAUCGGUAGAAUGAAGUUGGUAGGAUACAGAGGGGACACUGGAGCUCAUCACUGA